GCAAUAUGAGCCCAGCUAAUUUGCUUUACUUUAUUGCCAUUAUGAUAUACGGAUGUUGGCUUCCGUCUUGUUGGGGCUGGUCACAACUAAAUUCUAAUAAAUAAAUUUAAUCUCACUGUUUAUCAGAUUUAUA
Drosophila sechellia is the source of this 133-nucleotide messenger RNA. RefSeq lists its product as uncharacterized. The record is from RefSeq and is a predicted model, not a curated record. Lineage: Eukaryota; Metazoa; Arthropoda; Insecta; Diptera; Drosophilidae. The coding region runs from base 6 to 104 and encodes 32 amino acids. The transcript is spliced from 2 exons.